CCCUCCCCGAGGAUGUAAUCGGAGAAGACAGCAGUUGGCCAGGCUGGCCUGACUGACAGACAACAACAGUCCAAACUGACCAAACCAAGACUUACACUGAAGAGCUGCAACGAGAGGCCUUUUUUGGUUUUAGGGGUCGCCAUGAAAAGCCUGGAUCUGCUCCUGCUGGCUGGUUGCUUAUGCAGCCUGAGCACAUUGGGAGGUGCGUCUGAUGGGGAGAAGGCUCUGAUGAAGACGCUCUUUUCAAACUACAACCUCAAGGUGCGGCCAGCAGCCCGCCCUGAAGAGAGGGUGGUGGUUCGUGUGGGCAUGGUCCUCUCAUCCUUCGUCGGACUGAAUAUGAAAAAUGAGGAGAUGAGCACAAUUGUUGUCAUGAAUCUAGAAUGGACAGAUCACCGGUUGUCAUGGAAACCCAAGGAAAAUGAUGGGAUUGAGGUGUUGCGUAUCCCCUCGGGGAAGGUUUGGCUGCCUGACAUGGUCCUCAUCAAUAAUAAUGACGGGGUGUUUGAUGUGGCCCUGCAUGUCCAUGUGCAGGCUUACAGUAAUGGCAGAGUAACCUGGACUCCCCCUGCACUCUACUGCAGCUCAUGUGGAGUUAAGGUAACAUAUUUCCCAUUUGACUGGCAGAACUGCACCAUGCAGUUCCGCUCCUACACGUACGACGCGACCGAGAUCGACGUGCAGUACGCGCUGGACUUGAGGGGCAACGAGAUCAGGGAGAUCCAACUGGACGAAGCUUACAGUGAGGGCGGCGAGUGGCACAUCAAACACAAGCCGUGCAGAAAGAACAUGAAUGAUGAUCAAUAUGAGGACAUGACCUGCUACCUGAUCAUCGAGAGGAAGCCUCUGUACUACGUGCUCAACAUCAUCCUCCCCUGCAUCCUCAUCACCAUCAUCGCUAUCUUUAACUUCUACCUGCCCCCUGAUGCAGGAGAGAAGAUGGGCCUGUCGAUCAACGUGUUGCUCACCCUCACUGUGUUCCUGCUGCUGCUGGCCGAUAAGAUCCCAGAGACGUCGCUGGGCGUCCCCAUCAUUGUCAACUACAUCAUGUUCACCAUGAUCCUGGUCACGUUUUCUGUCAUCCUCAGUGUGGUCGUCCUCAACCUGCACCACCGCUCACCCAACACCCACCAGAUGCCCAUGUGGGUGCGCAAGAUCUUCAUCCACAUGCUGCCUCCUUACCUGGGCAUGCUGCGGCCAAAAGUAGAGACCCCCCUGUCCCUGGAGACCUUGCCCCGCCGAGAGAAAAAGAUCGUCUCCAUCAGCAAAGUGGCUGAUGAAUACUUCAUCCGCAAGCCCGACUCCUCCAUCUUGUUCCCCAAGCCCAACAGGUUUCACCCAGAGGGCAUGUGUACAGAUCUGAGAAAGUUCAUUGACGGCCCAAGCAGCUACCUCACGCUACCUGACGAGCUCAAGUCAGCCAUAGAGGCCAUCACAUAUAUCGCUGAGGCUCUGCAGGCGGCGAAGGACUACGAAGCUCUAAGGGAGGACUGGCAGUAUGUGGCCAUGGUGGUGGACCGCAUGUUCCUCUGGAUCUUCGUCGUCUUCACCACUGUGGGCACCUUGGCCAUCUUCGCCGAUGCCAGCUUCAACCACACCCCCACUGAUCCCUUCAAAUCCCCCUGAAGCAGUGGGACAUUUGGUUCUCUUGAGCUAUACCUAUCCUGACUUCAUUUGAUCCCACUGAUUCAUUUGAUCUCAGCAAACGCUGUAUUAUUAAAGUGCUAAAUGGUUCUCUGGGUGUAGUUAACCAUCGGCCCAUUGUGCCAGCAAAUGAGAAACUCUUAUGUGUGUUCCAGGCAAGAAACUCACAUUUUCCACUUUCAUUUUGUGUCUUGGAUAGCGCUGCCAAUUUACAUUCUGUGACUGGCAAACCCCAGAUGACCUCAAGAUGUUAUUUUUAUUCAUUUGCUAUAGUGUAGACAGUGUCAAAUGUUGAAAUACAUCCUGACAAUAUUCCAUUAUUGUGUCAAACUAUAAUUUCCAAUACAACACUUUAAUUCUUGGCCAUAUGGAAGGCAAAGACUGUAAUUUAUAAAGUUUUUAAGCUUGAACAGAAGGGCAUCUUUAUUCUACUCACCCUUAGAGGAAGGCAUUUUAGGUUGUCAAGAAUUCUUGCCAGGUUUUGUUUGCAUUCAACCUCAAUUUGCAAGUAUAUGCAAAUGUAUGAACAUCUUGUGGAUUUUCGGUUGAAUGAGCAACAGUGCUCAAGAACUUCUCGGCCUCAGUACUGUUGCCCUAAUCACAUGGAAAUGUCUUGCUGCCAAGAAAUAUUUGAACAGAUCUCUUGACAUAGAUCAUUUAAACUAGCCAAAACAGCAUUAUGUGUGCAAGGGGCGUUGAUGAUUGCAUGAAAUAUACCAACCAAGCCAAUGUGAGCGUACUUGACAUGUAUAAAUACAUAAACCUAAAAGCUACUGGUGUGUCUUUUAGUGCAUUAGAAUCCAACGUAGGAUAUUCAUAUGUGGUGUUCGCACAUAAACACCAAGACAAACCAGAUGCUAUAAUGAGCAAGCUGUUUGCCUUUCAUUUCCCUGUGUCAGAAUGUGCUGGAGUGUGGCACAUGCUUUGUGGAUAUUUCCGCAACCAUAGUAAUCCUCCUUGUAUUUUCGGCGCUGGUUUUGCAUGGAGGAUAUUCUUAUGUUGGAGUGCUGAGCAGCAUACCAACUCAUUUCACCAGCUGCACCAAUAGCCUGUGGAAUUCCCAUUAUAUAUGAGACCUUAGUGCCUCACUUUCUGGCAGAUAUACACACGCAGCCCACACGUCCUUUUUGGUUCUCUCACACGACACAAACACACACCUGCCCUUUUUAAUCUUGUGCCUUCAUUCUGUUUUUGUUUCUUAAAUAAAGAUCUGAGGGGAGGAUAUCAAAGA
Messenger RNA from Dicentrarchus labrax (European seabass), 2875 nucleotides. RefSeq names its product cholinergic receptor, nicotinic, beta 1 (muscle) (gene chrnb1). Gene Ontology annotation, molecular function: acetylcholine-gated monoatomic cation-selective channel activity; transmembrane signaling receptor activity. Bases 142 to 1626 code for a protein of 494 amino acids. NCBI's taxonomy places the organism in Eukaryota, Metazoa, Chordata, Actinopteri, Moronidae. The transcript has 12 exons. The record is from RefSeq and is a predicted model, not a curated record. Gene Ontology annotation, biological process: nervous system process; regulation of membrane potential; monoatomic ion transmembrane transport. Gene Ontology annotation, cellular component: postsynaptic membrane; neuron projection; synapse.